Rotaria socialis is the source of this 1149-nucleotide messenger RNA. NCBI's taxonomy places the organism in Eukaryota, Metazoa, Rotifera, Eurotatoria, Philodinida, Philodinidae. The record is from the annotation of a GenBank genome assembly.
AUGAGUGCACCGAUUCCAAUUGCUGAUCAACUUUAUGUUGGACUCUAUUGUUUGGAUUGCGCUUGUCAAACAGAUCAAGACGAAAUUGUUCAAUUAAAAAACACAACCGAAUUAUUGGGAAAACUUUAUCAUGAAAUUGAAUGGCUCAAAAGUGAAUUAACUUUUACACGCGAUAGUUUAAGAUCAUCAUUUUAUGAGGAAUUACAGUCAAAUGGACAACAAAUAUAUUACCAAUUGACUGAUAAACUAGAUGCAUUGAGAAAAAAUCACAGUAAAGCAUUGGAAACGUUAAGACUUUCAUAUCGAAGUCAAUUACAUGAUUUUAUAUCUCAAGCACGAAGCAUUAUUAAUAGUGAUAAACCUACAUCAUCGGACUCGAUCGCUCCAAAACAAGAAUCAGGAAUGGAAAGUCGAGAAAAAUCAUUUUUUAAUCAAGCAGCGAUGAAAGGUUAUGAAACAGAAAUUGCUGCAUUAAAAAAAGAAAUUGAACAAUUACAAGAAACAACUCAACAUGAAAUCAAAAUAGCUACUGGUUUUCUCAGCGAUGAAAAAGAUCGUUUAACUAAAGAAUUAGCUAAUGCUAAUCGAACGAUAGCUCAAUCAGAAGAUGCAGUUAUGAAAAAAGAAGAGCAAAUUCGAGAUCUCAAACGUGACUUAAGUAAUCUUCAAAUUAAAUUAAAAGAAUCAAAAAAAGUUACAAUGCGCGAACCAACACCAACGCCAGCGGUCACAACGCAAUCACGUUUAGCUCAAACUGAUCCAUGGAUACCAUCACCAGCCAAUGAUAAAUCAGAUGAUGCGAAUAAAGAAUUUGAAGCCAUGAUGCAAACAAAAGUUGAAGCACUCGAGCAUAAAUAUCAAACGAUAAUGGAGCAGAAAAAUGCUCAAAUACAACAACUCAUGCAAGAACUUGACAUACAACAAAAGACAUCUAAAGUUAAAUUGGAAAAAUAUAUAACUAUGGACGAACGUCAUCGUAAUGAUAUGAAACGACAAUCCGAAAGGCAUAAACAAGAAAUUCAAAUGUGGGAAACAAAAUAUGAAAUACUUAAGAAAAGUAUGACGGUUCUACGCGAUGAAAUGUAUACAAGACAAACACAUGUUCGUGAUCGAUUCACUGCUAAGCCAGCUGUAGUUACAUACAAUUAA